GCUUGCAUCGUCUUCUUUGAUGAUGUGGACGCGAUAGGUGGUGCUUGGGUUGAUGAUGGUGUGGGUGGAGACAAUGAGGUCCAGCAUACAAUGCUUGAAAUCCUGAAUGAGCUCGAUGGCUUUGAUGUUCAAGGAAACAUCAAAGUUUUGAUGGCAACAAACAUGCUUGACACGCUAGAUCCAGCAUUGUUGCAUCCUGGACGACUAGAUUGUAAGGUUGAGUUCAGUCUGCCUGAUUUGGAGAGCAGGACACAAAUAUUCAAGAUCCACACACGGACAAUGAAUUGCAAGAGAGACAUCUGGGGCAGACAUCAGGAGUGUAUGCACUUAGGUGGGGAUGUUUGCUAUCUGGGUGAGGAGGAAGACAGUGACGAAGAAAGAUUUCCUUGAUACGGUCAACAAGGUCAUCAAAGGCUAUCAGAAAUUCAGUGCGACUCCUAAGUACAUGGUCUACAACUAACUGAGACCAUUUACUGCCCUCCCCUGACCUUUCUUGACUUGGUCCUGGUGGGGCAAUGUGCUGGCAUCCAUUCAUCGGUUGCCAUGUGGGUUAUUUGUAACACAACAUUCCGAUAUUCUUCUACAAGGUAAGAGGGUUGGUAUAUCUAAAAAAAUCUCAAAAACCACAUCUGCUGGGCAGCCUAAGAUUCUUUUUAAAUAUGGUAUAUCUCUGAUUCGUCAGUAACCUCUACCAUUUUUUUUCUAUUCAAGUGCUAUUGACUCUCUUAUUGUAUUUGAAAUAUAACUAGUUUGUGAAAUCUCUUUCAGUUGACCGAAUGAAAUUCGAGGGUUUAGCUCCACCCAAUAAUGUGUAUUCAGCAGUGUCGCCUUCUUCAAGGUAUUAUUUUAAUAUAACAUAUGAAAAGUCUUAAAGAUAAGGCAUUCUCUUUGUGUUGAUUCAUUUUUCUGUUCAAGACUAUGCUUUCUCUUAGCGUCAGU
Magnolia sinica is the source of this 939-nucleotide messenger RNA. RefSeq names its product 26S proteasome regulatory subunit 7-like. Gene Ontology annotation, molecular function: ATP binding; proteasome-activating activity; ATP hydrolysis activity. Bases 91 to 390 code for a protein of 99 amino acids. Gene Ontology annotation, biological process: proteasome-mediated ubiquitin-dependent protein catabolic process. The record is from RefSeq and is a predicted model, not a curated record. The transcript is spliced from 3 exons. Gene Ontology annotation, cellular component: proteasome regulatory particle, base subcomplex. Lineage: Eukaryota; Viridiplantae; Streptophyta; Magnoliopsida; Magnoliales; Magnoliaceae.